AUGUCUUUCGCCGAUCUUUCCAAGAGCUUGAGCGACAUCGAGCGCAAGGUCAACAAGUCGAUCAAGAUUCUCGGCAAGGGCAAUGACAUGAACUACAAGGAUGCCAUCAAGCUGGGCACCAAGUCGAACUCAAUCGUCAGCACGAUCAACAAGGGUAUCAAGGACUACUCGACCUUCACUCCCUCCGAAGACGAAGCCAAGAAGCUUCUGGGCCAGAUGAACACCAUCGUCGACCUCACCGAGACUCAGCUUAAUGCCAUGGUAUCGAACCAGGCUCGCUUCGAGAGCUUGAAGGUCGGUGGCCUCGUGAAGAAGAACGUCACCAAGACCGAGGCUGCGGGCAAGGAGCUCUCUGCGGUUAUGAUUUCCAAGGCCCCUGCUAGCAUCAAGGGAGAUGCUGAGGCGCUUGAGAAGAGGCGUGAGGCUGCAUUCAGCAAGGCAUCUGGAGCUUUUGCUGGGUCCACAGGCGGCGAGGACGAGCAACUCGGAGACGAUUCCGACUAA
Molecule: messenger RNA, 504 nt
Organism: Colletotrichum abscissum
Lineage: Eukaryota; Fungi; Ascomycota; Sordariomycetes; Glomerellales; Glomerellaceae
Exons: 2
Coding region: 1-504 (167 amino acids)
Source: RefSeq, a predicted model, not a curated record